Messenger RNA from Syzygium oleosum, 2487 nucleotides. RefSeq names its product putative glucose-6-phosphate 1-epimerase. The coding region runs from base 1153 to 2106 and encodes 317 amino acids. The record is from RefSeq and is a predicted model, not a curated record. Gene Ontology annotation, molecular function: isomerase activity; carbohydrate binding. The transcript is spliced from 9 exons. Gene Ontology annotation, biological process: carbohydrate metabolic process. NCBI's taxonomy places the organism in Eukaryota, Viridiplantae, Streptophyta, Magnoliopsida, Myrtales, Myrtaceae.
CAUGCAUGUAAGCGACAACGGGGGCAGUCCACGUCGAAUUAGGGAUUUGUAUUUUAUCUGGAAAAUUUGCUAUCAUGAUGAGGGGGCAAGAAAAUAAUAAAGAAAAUAUGUUCACAACACAAUAUGAAAAGUUCGAGUUGUCCCCAUCUCAAACAUCCCCUCGUUUCAAAAAAUUUAGCUGCUUGUACAACGUACCUGUACCUCGUAUCCUCACGUUUCUUCUCAUGCUUCCACAACCAUGCCCAAAUCCUUCUUCCCCUCCCAAGCAUCCCCCCUUCAGCCCUUUUCUUCUCCUUUCCUCCUCCUCCUUUCGUUGCUUCAGAGUUUAGUUUCAGUAUUUAGUAGGAGCUCGUAGGCAAUAUUUAAUUCUUUAGCCCAAAAAGCCACUCCAUUCAGUGCAUGUGUUCUUUGGCGUUUCGUUUCAGUUCUGUUAAUGGGCAUUGCUUUUGCUUUCGCGACUUUUAUAUUCGUCUCUGUAUAUCCAGAGAAGGGCUUUCUCUGAUGAAUUCCUGCAUUCGACCCCCCCCUGUCUCUCUCUCUGUCUCUGUCUCUGUCUCUCGUUCUCCUCUGAUUUGUUGUUGUCUUGGGCUGUUCGGAGGAAUUAUAGAUCCGUGCUCUUGAACCGAAUGCUUCCACUUUUUUUUGCAUUGAAAGUCUCUCCUUGAUCUGCUUUCGGGCUGCGGAUUUGCUGCUGGUGUUUUUUUUUUUAUCAAGUUUCAAUCUUUUCGUAGAAAGUUUGAAGCUUGAAGAAACUAAAGUUUCACCGAUGCUAACAGCUCAUCUGAUGGCAGUCUCUCCUUUCAGCGUCAGCAAUUAAUGGUGGGUUGACAUACGUGGGCAUUUGUUCAAGAUUCCUAGGAUAGAUAGUGGUUUGGGUCUAUUGGGUCUAUAGGGCUUUGCCAAAUGUUGUCAUCCUACUGGAGUUUCUCCAUGUUUUAUGUUUAAGCAAUUGAGAGUUCUGGAGAUAUCGGGCUUUUUUUCUUUAUUGGAUCUGAGGAUAAAUGCUGAGGAAGCAGGUGGUGGUUGGAAAUUAGCUUUUAGUUCACGUGUUCACAGGUUUCUUGCAUAGAGAAGGCUCUGGUGUAACUCUAAUUGCCAGUUUUCCCUGAAUUGUUUAGAGCUCUAGCAACAGAAGUUCAUCUUCCAAUCAAAAUGGGGCAUUCUGCUGCUGUGUGGGAUUGCAAAGCCGCAGUCGAAAUGACAAAGGACUGGAAUGGGAUUGACCAUGUCGUGCUUCGGAGUCCACAAGGGGCUUCAGUGCGGGUUAGUAUGCACGGAGGGCAGGUCACAUCAUGGAGGAAUGAGCAAGGUGAAGAGCUCCUAUUCACUAGUAGUAAGGCAAUUUUCAAGCCUCCCAAAGCAGUGAGGGGAGGAAUUCCCAUAUGUUUCCCUCAGUUUGGGAAUUGUGGUAUGCUGGAGCAGCAUGGGUUUGCUAGGAACAAAAUUUGGACAGUUGAUGAUAAUCCUCCACCCCUGCCCUCGACUGAUUCUCAAGGCAAAUCCUUCAUUGACCUAUUGCUUAAGCCUUCUGAAGAAGACAUAAAGGGGUGGCCUCAUAGUUUUGAGCUUCGCCUUCGGGUUUGCCUCGCAGCAAAUGGUGAUCUGAGCUUAAUAUCGCGAGUCAGAAACAUCAAUGGAAAGCCAUUUAGUUUCUCAUUCGCUUAUCACACAUAUUUAUCAGUUUCUGAUGUCAGUGAAGUGAGAAUCGAAGGAUUGGAGACGCUCGACUAUCUAGACAACCUUUGCCAAAGGGAACGCUUCACAGAACAGGGGGAUGCCGUAACUUUUGAGUCAGAGGUGGAUCGAAUCUACUUGAGUUCUCCAAAUGUAAUCGCGGUGCUUGACCAUGAGCGGAAGCGAACUUUUGUGAUCAGAAAGGAAGGUCUGCCAGAUGUCGUUGUAUGGAAUCCUUGGGAGAAGAAAUCGAAGGCGAUGGCGGAUUUUGGCGAUGAGGAGUACAAACAGAUGGUUUGCGUUAACGGUGCAGUGAUAGAGAAGCCAAUCACAUUGAAGCCUGGUGAGGAGUGGACUGGAAGAUUGGAUCUCUCAGUGGUCCGCUCAACUUUCUGUAGCGACCACCUUGAUUUCCAAACCAGAGGCCUCUGAAGACUAACGAAGUCAUCGCAGCCAUAUAUAUCUUUUCCCUGUUCUGUUUCUGAUGGCAGAGAACCAACCCAAGGCAUCCCUUUGGACCGGUCCUGAACCGGUAAGCUCGGGGACAGUUGAUAGUCCCAUACCUAGCUCUCCAGUGUUAGUGUUAGUGCACUAGUCCGUGCAUACUAUAGGAGAUAGGAAUCGAGUUUGAGACCUCUCCCUCAUGAAGUGUGGCCCUCAGCUCACCCUUACUCUGGCGGACGCUGUUGGUGAGGCUGUUAGAUUCAGUAGUUUCGACUUUGGAGGCGGUCGGUGCAGAGCGAAUUGUAAUAAUUUUGCGAGAGUGGAUUCAUAGGAAAAUCUGCAUCGAAUAAAAUGGGAAUUGCAACUUUA